AUGGAGUCCGCCUCUCUAUCCCGUAUCGGCCUUGCCGGUCUCGCCGUCAUGGGCCAAAACCUCGCCUUAAACAUCGCCGAUAAAGGUUUCCCGAUCUCAGUCUACAAUCGAACCACUUCCAAAGUCGACGAAACUCUAGAUCGAGCCACCGUUGAAGGAAAACUCCCAGUCUCCGGCCAAUACUCGCCGCGUGAUUUCAUCCUCUCCAUCCAACGACCUAGAUCCGUUAUCAUCCUCGUCAAAGCCGGAGCUCCCGUUGACCAAACAAUCGACGCCUUCUCCGAAUACAUGGAGCCUGGUGAUUGCAUAAUCGACGGUGGAAACGAAUGGUAUCAGAACACAGAGCGACGGAUCUCUGAAGCGGAGAAGAAAGGAUUGUUGUAUUUAGGUAUGGGAGUCUCCGGCGGCGAAGAAGGAGCUCGUAACGGUCCUUCGCUAAUGCCUGGAGGAUCGUUUCAAGCUUAUGAUAACAUCAAAGACAUUUUGGGGAAAGUCGCUGCUCAGGUUGAAGAUGGACCUUGUGUUACUUACAUCGGAGAAGGUGGAUCUGGGAAUUUCGUGAAGAUGGUUCAUAAUGGGAUUGAGUAUGGAGAUAUGCAAUUGAUCUCUGAAGCUUACGAUGUGUUGAAGAACGUUGGUGGAUUGAGCAACCAGGAGCUUGCGGAGAUCUUCACUGAGUGGAAUCGAGGUGAGCUUGAGAGUUUCUUAGUUGAGAUUACUUCUGAUAUCUUUAGGGUUAAGGAUGAGUUUGGUGAUGGAGAGUUAGUAGAUAAGAUUUUGGAUAAAACCGGCAUGAAAGGUACCGGAAAAUGGACUGUUCAGCAAGCGGCGGAGCUCUCUGUGGCUGCUCCGACGAUUGCUGCUUCGUUGGAUUGUCGGUACCUGAGCGGAUUGAAAGACGAGAGGGAAAAUGCUGAGAAAGUGUUGAAAGAAGCUGGAUUGAAGGAAGAGAUUGGUUCUGCGUCGAGCGGAAUCGAUAAGAAGAGAUUGGUUGAUGAUGUUAGACAAGCUCUAUACGCAUCGAAAAUCUGCAGUUAUGCUCAAGGGAUGAAUCUGCUUAGAGCUAAGAGCUUAGAGAAGAGCUGGAACUUGAAUUUCGGAGAGUUAGCUAGGAUUUGGAAAGGCGGCUGUAUCAUAAGAGCGGUUUUCUUGGAUAGGAUCAAGAAAGCUUACCAGAGAAACCCGGAUUUGGCAAGCCUUGUGGUUGAUCCUGAGUUUGCUAAAGAGAUGGUUCAGAGACAAGCUGCUUGGAGAAGAGUGGUUGGUUUGGCUGUUGCUGCGGGGAUAAGCACGCCUGGGAUGUGCGCGAGUCUUGCGUAUUUCGAUACUUAUAGGCGCGCUAGAUUACCUGCAAAUCUGGUUCAGGCGCAGAGAGAUCUCUUUGGAGCUCAUACUUAUGAGAGAACCGAUCGUCCUGGUGCGUACCACACCGAAUGGACUAAGCUUGCUAGGAAGAACAAUCCAACACUCCAUUGA
Messenger RNA from Arabis nemorensis, 1476 nucleotides. Lineage: Eukaryota; Viridiplantae; Streptophyta; Magnoliopsida; Brassicales; Brassicaceae. The record is from the annotation of a GenBank genome assembly.